CAGACGAGUACGCCUUCUGGCUGGGCGCGACGGACCAGCAGGCGGAGGGCGUGUGGCAGUGGCUGGACGGGCGCCCCAUCACCGACUGGGGUCGUGGGCAGCCCGACAACGCGAACGGCGAGGAACACUGCAUCCACCUGGGCAACAAGUACGUCCUGAACGACAACGAGUGCACCAAGUUGCGUCGCUUUGUGUGCGAGUACGUCGGGUAAACGCACGGCGAAUCUGAGCAGCGGCGCGGUCAGAGUCGUGUGAAUAAGAUUUUUCUCUGAAUAUUAAUACUUCGCCAAAAGCAGCUUGCUGGAAGAAGAUCAACUCGCGGUUCUUCCCCGAGUGGCUUUGUAUUGUAAAAGGGAAUAUUUGUGUAAUGUAAGAGCUUUCUUGUGAAUGCCUCUCCUUGAUUUUUUCCUCUCUCUUGAAGGGGUUACAGGAAAUAUAUUUUGAGAAAGGGGAGGGCGGGGAGCUGAUUCCCCUUCCAAGGUCUGAGGUGGGAGAGCGCAGAUUCGGAGAAGUUGAAACGCUCUGUUUGCCUAGGAAUUCUAACUGUGGCUAUUUCAUUUAGUACUUGUUUCAGAAAUACUAUCCAUUAAGGAUAUCUCUUUUGGAUUAAGCAAGGUUCAUCAGAAUAAUACUAUAAAAUGACAAAUACACAUUGCGUAUUUGCUACUUAAUGGUAAUAUUUUAUACGAUUUUGAUUUUGAUUUAUGGCUGCGUUGUGUCGUAUGUUUAUAUCAGACUUCAUCAUUAUGUUAAUUACAUUAUAUAUACCCCUGUAUAGCCUGCAUUUUGAAUAAAUAAUGUAAUGUUUUCUGUCGCAUAAUACAUUUUGUGGAGGAUUUGUUACACCUGUAAUAUAAGAUUUAUGUUAAAGGAUAUCAUAUAAUAUUAAUAAUUGUGUCUUCAUAGUGACAACAUAAAUCACUUUUUCAGAUAUAUAUAUGAGUGAUUCUUCUCCGAUUGACAAUAAAUAAUCCUAUACGAUGUACAAGUAAA
Penaeus monodon (black tiger shrimp) is the source of this 993-nucleotide messenger RNA. RefSeq names its product perlucin-like. The record is from RefSeq and is a predicted model, not a curated record. NCBI's taxonomy places the organism in Eukaryota, Metazoa, Arthropoda, Malacostraca, Decapoda, Penaeidae.